Molecule: messenger RNA, 2262 nt
Organism: Entrophospora candida
Lineage: Eukaryota; Fungi; Glomeromycota; Glomeromycetes; Entrophosporales; Entrophosporaceae
Source: the annotation of a GenBank genome assembly
AUGGUAAGCCAAAGGUUGAUCAAACAACGUGAAUCUUUACCAAUUUAUCCUUAUAAACAGCAAAUAAUUGAAGCUAUACAAAAAGAAAAUUUACUAGUAAUAAUUGGCGAAACUGGAUCUGGUAAAACAACACAAAUUCCACAAUAUAUUUUAGAAAGUUAUCCUGAUUGUAAAUUGAUCGGAGUAACUCAACCAAGACGUAUUGCAGCCAUAACUGUAGCAAACCGUGUAUCAGAGGAACAGGGUUCAAAAUUAGGAGAGGAUGUUGGGUAUUGUAUAAGAUUUGAUGAUUGUACGUCAUCGAAAACUAGAUUGAAAUAUAUGACAGAUGGUGUUUUAUUACGUGAAGCAACUCUUGAUCCAAAUCUUCGACAUUACGAUAUUAUAAUCAUUGAUGAAGAAACAGAUGUAUUGUUUGGUUUAUUAAAAACAACUCAUCGUCUAAGACCAGAAUUGAAAAUAUUGGUAAUGUCAGCCACACUAAAUGUUGAAAAAUUUGCUGACUUCUUUGACGGUUGUUCUAUUUUUAUGGUACCUGGUAGAACUUAUGAAGUGUCAAUUAUUCAUCACCGUGAAACAAAAAUCAGUAGUUUGAAAUCUGCUUUUGUUCAACGAGCAAUUGAAACUUCAAUGUACAUUCAUACAAAUGAGCCUCCAGGUGACGUAUUGGUUUUCUUGACAGGACAAAAUGAAAUUGAAAGGGCUUGUAGAGAAAUACUUGCUCAAGAACGUGAUUUAAAUUACAGAAAAGAUGUGAAAUAUUAUGAUAAAGUCAGGGGGUUGGUGGUCUAUCCCAUAUAUGCCAAUUUGGAAACAUUCGAACAAAAAUCGAUAUUUGAAGAACCACCUAGAGGCAUUCGAAAAAUUGUAUUUUCCACUAAUAUUGCUCAGGUAAAAUAUGUUAUUGAUAGUGGAUUUGUAAAACAGAAAAUGUACGAGCCGUCAACAGGUAUGGAUGCAUUACUGGUAGUUCCUAUAUCACAAGCAGCAGCUACACAAAGAGCAGGUCGAGCAGGUCGAACUGCUCCCGGUAAAGCUUUCAGGUUGUAUAAUCGAGAAUCGUAUGAACAGAUGAUUGAGGAAACCGUACCCGAAAUCCAAAGAAGUAGCUUGCUUGGUACAGUCCUCAGCCUUAAAAAAAUAGGAAUAAAAGACAUACUAGGUUUUGAAUUCAUAGAUCCACCUGAUUCUGCACUUGUUAAAAAUGCAUUAAAACAAUUAUUUCUAUUGGAAGCAAUCAAUGAAGACGGAAAUUUGACUGAAUUAGGUGAAGAGAUGACAAAGUUUCCUUUGAACCCAUUUUUGUCAAGAGUCUUGGUGGCUAGUGCUAAACAACUCAGGUGUAGCAAAGAAGUGGCGGUUAUUGUUGCUAUGCUUUCUGUCGAAGAGAUUUUUGUUACGCCGAGGGAUCAAGAUAAACUGGAAUUGGCUGAUGAAAUGAGAAGAGAAUUUUAUCAUCCAUCCGGUGAUCAUAUGACAUUAUUAAAUGUUUUUGAUGCAUAUAGAGACAGUGGAUAUAGUCGUGAAUGGUGCAGAGAAAAAUUUAUAAAUUAUAGAUCAUUAUCAAUGGCAAGAAAUAUAAGAGAUCAACUUUAUGAUUUGAUGAAGAAAUCCGAUCUACCAAUAAUAUCAUGUAGAAUUACAGAAGAUGAACGGAGGAGUGGGGAUGGUGAUCAACAUUCUCAUAAGAAAAGGCGUACCAAGCAAUCAUAUCAUCGAAAAUAUGAUCAUGAAUUAAUAAUCGAGUCUUUCUCGUCAUCAUAUUAUAUUAAUCUGGCCAAAGUACAUUCACACAAACCAAUAUUUUAUCAUUAUAUUUCAUCAACAAGUUCGAAUGAUUCCGUUGAUUCCAAUUCAUCAUUACUUGCACUAAAUAUAUCGCCUACAUCAUCAUUACAUCCUGAUAAUAAAAUAGUCAGGAUGGAGAAUUUGGAUUGGGUAAUUUAUCAUUCUAUACUGUACACAACUAAAGCUAUAAUGAAAAUUACUAGUAGAAUUAGAUUCGAAUGGGUGCAAAAAAGAUUGGAGUUAUUGAAAAAAUUGGAGAAAGCAAGAUUGGAUGAAAGUUUACAAUCAAAUGAAAAUAAAACCGGUGACGAGGAUAAUAAUAAAAAUGAUGAUGAUGAAGAAGCAAUUAGAAUGUCUAUUGAAGAAGAUAAUAAAAUUAAAGAAAGAAAUGAAGAGGUUAAAAAUAAAAGACAGGAAACGAUCGAGGCUGCUAGACAAAGAGCUUUACAAAGAAGGUCUUUUAAUCAAUUAUAA